Molecule: messenger RNA, 3233 nt
Organism: Exophiala oligosperma
Lineage: Eukaryota; Fungi; Ascomycota; Eurotiomycetes; Chaetothyriales; Herpotrichiellaceae
Exons: 5
Coding region: 931-2649 (572 amino acids)
Biological process (GO): regulation of transcription by RNA polymerase II
Molecular function (GO): DNA-binding transcription factor activity, RNA polymerase II-specific; zinc ion binding
Source: RefSeq, a predicted model, not a curated record
CUCAUGUUGGAGGAGGGUGAGAGUAGAAAACUCUCGCCUCAAAGUUGUCUUAGUCACAUCAGGCCAAAGCCGGAAAACGCCAGCUGCACGGCGACCUGCGGGAUGCUGUUGAUUCCCUCCACCAUGGCUGUUGGCCACAGCCAUUAGUAGCCGGUUUAAUACCUGUACGAUCGCUCGGCUUUGAAUCCCAGUUCGAGGCCCAAACUGACGCCCUCCGAAGUCGAAAGACCAAAGAGCAGUCGACGGCCAGGGAAGAUGCCGCAGCUGGAACAAAUCGAGGCUGAGUGGCAGUUCUCCCAUUAUUGCAUGGUAUCAGUAACAUGCCCCUCAAUGCACCCUGCCGCGCUUGAGUCCGGUUUGCUAGCAGGCCAUUGCCACGAGGUCAAUUCCAGCUAAAGCACUUACAUCUAGCCAUGCACCUGUCGUUGGCAGCAUACGUCCUUUUUCCAUCUUCUCCAUCCCAGCUAUCACUGCUCUGUUCCCAACCAUUGCUGAAUUUGACCUAUUGCACAUGUUGUCUGUUGCUGACAGUUGGGCUUGCGGAUGACGGAAAGUCGAAUGACGCUUCCUGUCAUACGAUUUGUCUCCUCCCUGGCCCAGUCAGAUCCAUCCUGGCACACGUCCGUCCUUCUCAAGUAAUCUUGUCUCCUCCAGCACCUUGUGGGGCGGAUCUCUCCUCCUCAGCCUUAUCAUAAAUACAUACGUCUUCCUCUACUGGAUGGAACUUACUCUUGGACUAAGAUUCACCACUUCUGAGAGGGAAUGUUGACAUCCAACCUGACCAACGGCGUAAGAUCCUAUAGCUUUCUCAGCUUGCGCAAUUCAACGUGGGCAUCUAUAUCGAGUAGAUCUGCCACACUCAUUUCUGUCUGCAGAUAGUUGGAAUUUACUUCGGCUUCAUCAUUUACAUUUGUCAAAGUGGCGCGGAGAAUGGCAGGAGCAGGAGGACCACCGCGGAAGAGCCACACAAAAUCACGCAAGGGCUGUCGGACAUGCAAGCGACGACAUAUUCGUUGCGAUGAGCAGUUCCCACAAUGUCGAAACUGUACGAAACACAACUGUCGCUGUGACUACAUGGAUCUCACCGCUGCAGGAGAAGAUCCUCCAAAGGGCUCGAACCCUCCUGAUCUUCUCAUGGACGCCGAAAUCCAGAAACAAAUGGACGAUUGGCGCAUCUCUGGCGAGCCACCCUUGCGGGAACUUCGUAUGCAAGAUCAAAAGUACUGGACUCGGUUCACGACCUUAGAUCUACGUCUGAUCCAUCAUAUUGUAAUCGAGUCAACAAAAAUGCACCUCAGAGGUUACAGUAACUGCACAGUAUGGGGCCCCAAGAUACACUCAUUGAUUUCCACGGCCAUGCAGCACGAGUUCGCAAUGAGUGCGCUGCUUGCUCUGUCAGCAUCAGAUCUGGCGUGGCAAACGAAGAACAACGAUACAUAUAACCUGGCAUACCAGCACCGUGGAAUAGCACUCAAGGGCUUGCACGAGGCCAUUGGGGACUUCUCACGGGAAAACUCCGAAGCCAUUCUUGCAGCGUCCAUUCUAUUGUCGUGGCAAGCGACAGAAUGGCGCGCGUGGACCAAUCUACAGUCAGGCACAGCAACGGUAAUGAGUGCGAUGAGGCCAUGGAUUCACGAGUCUGAAUUUGCAAGAUACCUACAAGACCAACAUACAAUGGCACGAAUAGGUGCUCCUUCCACGCCGUCUAUGCCACAUGGCCAGCUCGCUGCCUCUCCCGAUGAUCUCCGUCGACUCGACCACAUCAUGACAGCCCUGAAGAAUCUGCAGCUCCGAAUGUCCAACGCGCAAGAACUUGUCGAACAUGCGACCCGUCUGAUCGAGUAUCUGCAACAGUUGCAGCAGGACAUGCAACCCCGGAACGCUGAGGAAGCCUUUGCCAAGUUGCAGUUACUCAGAGACUGGAUCUUUUGGCUGCCUCCACGCAUUCUGCGCCGAGGAGAGUCUGACUUGGCGCCGUUGGUUUUGCUGGCGCACGUCUACGCCAGCGCACUUGCAGUCGAGUCGGUCUUCCCUGAUCUUGGUGGGGCCUAUCUAGGAAGCAUGUCCGUCCAUCCGCUUGACAAUAUACGUGGGAUGCUCGAGAAGAGACGAAAACAACACCCACAAGAUACAGGGAUACAUAUGGCACUUUCUUUAGUCGAGGCUCCCAUGCAGGUCUUGGCCUCUUAUCGACAACAGCAGCGUCACAACAGUCAGGGUAGUCAGGGCAUGGAACCAUACCGAUAUUCGCCUUCAGGAAGCCCUUAUGCCGCCCCAAGCAUGUCGCUGUCGUCGGCAACUUCGGACGUAUCAACGGCAUUUACGCAAUCGCCUCGCCCUGUCCCUGGAAUCAUAUCGCCUCCAGCAUCUUCCUUCUUCCAAGCGGCGCUGGGUCCAGGGGAGACAAGGCGGGAUUCAUCCGCGCCAGUUUUAGGACGCGCACACUCGAUGGGUGAGCGGCCGUUGGGCUCCAGCAGUCCCCACGCCAUGAGCAUAGUGUACGGGACCUCUCCCCAGUACCCACGAAGCAGCCACGAACUGCCAGGGUCAAGAAUGGACUAUUUUGGGCAGGCCCAGGUACCGUACGGUCAAUACGGCAGCAUGAACAUGAAUACUCGGUUCGUCGCUCCUUCACAACUUUGGACUUGACGAACAUCGCGGCUGAGUAUUCACCCACAGGACUCCACCACCGACGAUGCCUCCCAUCUUUCCACGAGCACAGGAGAAAGGAAAAGAAAGGCAAAAGUGAUGGAGGGUUGCCCCUGAUGACGUGAGAAAUGGCAACUUGGAUACUAAUUUGCUGCUAUCAGCGAGGCGCUGGGUAGGGUAAUCAACGAAUGGGAACCAUAGGAACCGUGUUAUAUUCGAUUUGGGCAGAGGUCUUUUCCGAGCUGAAAGGUUAAAAGUAUUCUCAUGAUGUCUUGAGGAAGGGAGUUUUGAAUGUGCUAUGAUGGUUUGUCUGACGUUCUUCUUUGGGCCACCACUGAUCUUCACGGUACUUUUCAUGUCUCUUUCGAUCUUUUGGGGAACAAAAUUGUUCAUGAUGUGAUGUUGACUUGUGGAGACUCACGGCAGGGCGGAAAUACUGUUUUCGGGUGUCAGCCUUACGUAUCACGAUCAACAGAGAUUCUUUCGUUCGAGAUGGCACCUUUGUUCCUCAGAAACAUACCCGUGAAAACAAUUGCUGUCAUCCCGCUCAUGCUGGAGCAUUGCAAAGCGAUCGGGACUUCUGG